CUUAUAAAUGCACGGUUGGCUCAAAUCGUAUUCGUCUUUGUUUCUGUCAAGACAGAAAAAAAAGCUGGCGUCCAUAACAGGACUGCGCGCCUUUAUGCAAAAUGCGCGUUCAAUAUAAUACGACUGACGAAGUAUGUCCGUGCACAGUAGGACUUAAAACCUACCAACUGUCGUACUUUAUGGUAUUCAGUGCCUCACUAUUCGCAUCACUACUAUUAUAGGCUGUCAUCCUGCUUAAAUACAGGAUCAGUAGGAUCAGUGUAGUUUGGCUGCUGUCGGUGUCGUAGAUGAGAUGUGAUGUCUCACGUUAUUCUGGCAGCGACGUGACCAGGAAAUGCCGCUGUAAGCAGGCCCGUGCAGCCCCAUCUCUCCAUCAGUGUUUGGAUGAAAGGCUAGUGACAGUGAAGGAAAACAAACAAGUGUGUUUCAACAUGACAGCCCUGCGUCAGAGGAAGGGCAGCAGGGGGAAGGAGCCCCCUCUCGGUGCAGAGUUUCAGUCACAGCAAUCCAACUGUUGCACCGACCAUCAUUCAGAGAAGAUCUUGCACGGUGAUUGGUCAUGGGCAGCAAUCAUCUGGACAUCGGUUGGCUGGUCUGUGUCAGUUGGUCUUGGCCUGCUCUGCUGUAUCUAUGUGGCCACCCUACAUGAGAACGACCUGUGGUUCUCCAACAUCAAGGCAAUGGAGCUUCGUAAGAGAGCUAAACUGAGCAAGCUCGAAUGUAAUUUGGGCCUCUCACAAGAUACACCAGCUGAAGAGAGCUGCAGCAGUAACAUCAAAUGGAGGACAGAAAGGCCUAAUGCCACGCAAGAGGGGGGUACAGAGGAGGUUUCUCUGCUUGGAGGAUUUGGUACUUAUUCUGGUUCAGGCAUUCUAUCCCUGUGGCCUUGGCGACAGUGUGUUUCCAUGGCAGCUGGACUUUUAUUGGCUGGGCUGCUGGCACUGACUCAGGCCUGGUGCGUCAACGCCAUACAUGAGAAUCUGCUGUGGUUCUCUCAGCUCACGGAAGUGGAGCGGGAGAUCUCAUUUCGGACAGAGUGUGGACUGUACUACUCAUACUUCAAGCAAAUGUUGCAGGCUCCAUCCAUACAGCAAGGGCUCUCGGAUUUGAUCCAUGACAACUUGACAGAAUCCAAGAGGACCAUUAAUCUCCUACAGCGAAUGAAUAUCUACCAAGAGGUCUUUCUCAGUGUUCUCUACAGAUUGUUGCCCAUACAGUCGUAUCUGGAGCCAGUGUAUUUCUACAUUUAUACAGUGUUCUCCCUCCAAGCGGUGUAUGUGAUCGCUCUGUACCUCACAGCAUGGCUGCUGUCUGGCUCUUGGCUGGCUGGUGCUCUCACUGGGGUCUGGUACAUCCUCAACAGGGUAGAUACUACUCGUGUGGAGUUCACCAUCUCCCUCAGAGAGAACUGGUCUUUGCCCUUCCUCGCGCUGCAGGUCACCACUAUCACGUGUUACCUCAGGCCUCAGCUCACCGCCUUGCAGCAGAAGGUGAUGGUGUGGCUGAUGUAUGUGACAACAUUCUGUUUCUGCCUGACGUGGCAGUUCAACCAGUUCAUCCUACUGGUUCAGGCUUUCAUCAUAUAUGCCCUCGACUGUAUUGACUUCUUAACAACUACGCAGGUGACCACUCUGUACCUUGUUCAAGUGAGUGGUCUGCUGAGUGUAUGGCUGCUCCAGUUCUGCAACUCCAUGUUACUGGGAUCACUAGUCCUGAGCUUCAUCGUCGCUGCACUCUUCAUCAGACACUGCCAGUCUGGUUUGAAGACGGGAAGCUUGCUGGUUCGCCUGGGCAAGCUGCUUCUCCACAGUGCCAUGGUUCUCCUCCUCACCUUCACCAUCAACUAUCUGGCCAAGAAAGCACUUCGGCUCAGAUCAGACGAACACAUCUUUAAAUUCAUCAAGUCAAAGUUUGCCCUGGGGCCAACAAGGGAUUUUGAUGCCAGCCUGUAUCUGUGUGAGGAGGCCUUUGGCCUGCUGCCCCUCGACACACUGGAGCGCCUGGGCGGUACCCUGCUGCUAUACCCUUACAUCCUCGCAGUGCUGCUGCUCAGUGGCGUGUUGGCAGUGGCUGCGCUGCAGAACGUGAGCAGACCCAAAGGAGGCUCAGCUGAGGAAAGGAAAGGAUCCGGAGAAAUGCGAGUGGUGGCUUUUCGCCCAGAUGUGGCCUAUAAUCUGUUGCAUACGCUCUUUUAUGGCCUCCUGGCUUUCAGCACUAUGAGGAUGAAGUAUAUUUGGACUGGCCAUAUGUGUGCGGUCGCGGCCUAUGGUGUGUGUGGGACGGAGUUGUGGACUCUGCUCCUCAACGCUCUCCGCUGCAACAGUAAAGUUCUGUUGAGGUUCGUCAGGUAUGCAGUUCCGCUGGCGAUGAUAGGUUUCUUGUAUUACAAGUUCUGGCCCAAACUAAUGGAGGAGUUAUCAGAACUGAGGGAGUUUUAUGAUCCAGACACUGUGGAGCUCAUGACCUGGAUUAGCACAAAGACCCCUAAGCACACUGUGUUUGCAGGCAGCAUGCAACUGCUGGCUGGCAUCAAGCUGUGCACAGGCAGAGUUCUCACCAACCAUCCCCAUUAUGAAGAUAAAGACCUGCGGGAGAGGACCCAACAGGUGUAUCAGGUGUAUGCUCGCCGGUCCCCAGAGGAGGUCCACAGCAUUCUGAGGGCCGCCGGCGCCGACUAUGUGGUGCUGGAAAACAGCAUCUGUUACGAACGGAGGCACAGGCGAGGCUGCAGACUGCGAGACCUGCUCGACCUGGCCAACGGACAUAUUAUGGACGGACCGGGAGACAAUGACCCAGACCUCGUCCCGUCCUCCCACCCUCGAUUCUGCGAGGCUGUCAAGACGGACACUGCGGCUUACACCUCUCUGUUCACAAGAACAUUCCAGAACAAAACCUUCCACGUGUACCGGGUAAAGAAGAAACGCAAGAAAAACGGCAAGAGCUCGUCAGAGGCCGCCGCAACUCAGUAGCAGGAGUGGAAUUCCCCAUCAGAGGCCAGAGGGUAGAGAGCUGGGGGAGGAGAGGAAGAGAUAAAAGCACCGAAUCCUCUGUCUCCUCUCUGCUCUGUGCCCAGCUGUGAUCAUGCCCAUUAUUUUUUUAACACAUGGGUCUGUGAACUGUGGUAUUAAAGCAGUGGACCGGUUCAAGCUUGGGGCUGCAGUGGGUUUUUUCAGUGCAGUGUGGAAAGACCUGCAGGAGUCCUGCUUUGGGCCGCCCAAAGCACCCUUCUCCCAACUCUGGUGCAGAUGAGCAGACACAGAAACAGCUAUUAGACCUCUAAGCAGGGUCUGGAACACCACAAGCAGCUAGUAAUCAUUUCUUCACAGCAUCAUGAAAAGAACAAAAUACAACUCACUGCUAUUUAAUAUUACUUUCAGUAUUGUUUUCUCUUGUUCUCUCGUUCAGUGGUAUUUAUUAAAUCUACUCAUCAAGUCUGAAUCCUUUAAUAUAGUAUAAUACACAUUUGCUGUUGAGUUCUUCUUUGCCAAUGACACUAUGUGAUGUAAAUAAAAGAUCUGUUCAAAAAUUUCUC
Scatophagus argus is the source of this 3532-nucleotide messenger RNA. It is a transcript of the gene dpy19l3, whose product is annotated as dpy-19 like C-mannosyltransferase 3. Gene Ontology annotation, cellular component: nuclear inner membrane. Lineage: Eukaryota; Metazoa; Chordata; Actinopteri; Scatophagidae. Bases 288 to 2969 code for a protein of 893 amino acids. The transcript has 20 exons. The record is from RefSeq and is a predicted model, not a curated record. Gene Ontology annotation, molecular function: mannosyltransferase activity.